UCCAAAGCUCGCCAUUCUGGCAGGAUUCCCGGAGAGUGCACUGACGCACUAGACAAGCCUGUUGCUGACGGCGGGAGAAAGGCUAGAGACGAACGGAUCAAUCCCCCAUAUGCUACAUAUAACACGUUUUAAAACUUAGCCUGAUUAUUUAAUUUUACAUUUGUGUUUAUACUUUUUUUUGCUGUCCACUGAAGUGCUUCGUUACUUUCUCAAACAUCAGCAAGAUAUGGACGGCAAUUGCUUUUCCAAACCUCCUAUAAGCAGGAAGAUGAAGAACCCAGCCCCGCCUCCCCCGGGUCCCCCACAGGCCACUCCCAGGCGCCUGCCGCGGAACAUCGUGCCCGACGGGGGCGUCGCCACGGGUGUGGAUAUUAAAGAGAACGUCAUGAGGCCCCGCGUGGAGCUCCGGCUCAGCCUGCCCAGCGGCGUGGACACCACCAGCACCUUUGACGGCAGGAAAGCUCUUAUGGACCUGCUUGUGGAGGUGUGUGGUCACUACCACCUGAACCCGGCCUACCACACCCUGGAGCUGCUCUCGUCGGAGGGGCAGCCUGUGGCCUUUAAGCCCAACGCCUUCCUGGGCUCUCUGGAUGUGGCCUGUGCCCUCAUCAAGGAGCGCGUGGUGGAGGAGAGGCUGGUACGAAAGCCUGCACCCAAAGUGCCAGAGAAAACCAUCCGCCUGGUGGUGAACUACCACCGCUCCCAGAAGACGGUGGUGCGUGUGAACCCGCUGGCGCCACUGCACACACUGGUCCCGAUCAUCUGCCAGAAGUGUGAGUUCGACCCGACCCACGUGCUGCUGCUCCGCGACAGCGUCAGCCGCCACGAGCUCGACCUCAACAAGUCCCUGUCCGACCUGGAGAUCCGUGAACUCUACGCGCUCGACCAGAGUCUGGUUCUGCAGCCUAAAAUGGCCUCCGCUCCUGCUCUUAACUACGCAGAAUCCACCUACUCCACUCAGAGUGUUGGUGCCACAGAGAAGAAAGGCCUUCUGGGAUUUUUCAAGUUCAACCGCCGGAAAUCAAAGACUGACUCGCUGUCAUCCUCUGACAUGGAGGAGGUUGAUGGUGGUCAUGUUGAGAAUGCUGAGAGUGACCAUGCCAUAUCAGGUGUGAGCAGCAGUUUGUGUGUGGAGGCGCGGCCUAGCACUCUCGGCCAAUCACAGUCAGUCAUGAACAUCAGCAGGAUGUCCCCCAGAGUGGAGCUGAAGAAGCGACGUGCUCCAGCUCCGCCCCCUUCCAUGAAUCAAAGCUACGCUAGCCUACAGGUGCACCCCUGCUCUUCCUCCACCAGCAGCCUGCUGAGGAAGCGCAAAGCUCCCGUAGCCCCUUCCACCCCUGACUCCAACACAUCUACCCCCACCCCACAAAUACCCGACACCGAUGUCUCUCCGGCCGCCCCCCAGGCCACCCCCAGGGCCUCCCCGGCUCCAGCCGCCGCCCCCGCCGCUGUGUUGCCCCCGGUGACCUCGGUGCGCCGUGUGGCCCGUCAGGACGACUCGGCGUCGGAGCUGAGCGGCAGCAGCAAUGAGUUGGACCGUGCCACCCUCUGCAGCUCCAGCAGCUCACAGGCCGACUCCGUUCCCAGCAGCCACCUGGACGAGGUCGCAGUCAGCAGCCAGGACGAAGAGGAGGAGGAGGAGGAGGAAGAGGAGGAGGAGGUGGAGGUGGAUGAGGACAUGGAGUUGGAGGCGCAGGUGCUGCAGCAUCUGCAACAGAGGUCACAGCAGCAACAGCAGCAGCAGCUGCCCCACACGCAGCCUGUGGUGGUGGAGCGGAUGCAGCAGCAACCGGUGACACCCCGGAUCCAGACCCUCAGAGAUCCCCAGGCCUCGGAGCCCAAACAGCAGCAGCAGCAGCCUCCUCAGCAGCCUCCUCAGCAGCCUCCUCAGCAGCCCCAGGGUCAGAAACAGCAGCAGCCGCAGGACCAGCAGCAUGACAGCGACCGCAGCUCCACACCAGCAGAUUCCUGCUCCACCGCCAGCCUUAGGAUGGAGGAGACCGACAACAACAGACACAGCGCCGUAGACGCGGGGCGGCAGGUGCCAGUCAAGCCCCGACGGACGUCGGUAGGAGACCAGACGUCACAGGCGGCCUCAGCUAGCCCAGCCCUCGUAGACCGCAACUCCCACAAUGCAUCACCAGACAGCUUCACAGACAUGCCCCAACACUCGUGGCUGCACUCAGCUCGUCCAGCAGAGGGCGCUGAGGUUCCGGUGGACUCCGUGGAGACGGGCUCUGUGAGCAGCAGCAGCGGGAGCUUUGCCGAUCAGGGCUACGCCGCGUCAGAGGGCACCGCCGAGGACCCGUGCCCGCUGGGCUCCCCCUCCGAUAUCACCCCACCACAUGCCCAGAGGGACAUCUCUAGCGACAGCGACGAAGGCUGCGCCACUUGGAACUCCAGAACCAGUGGAGACUUGCAACAGAAGGGUCAGUCAGGCAAAAUAAAGAACAGCUAUGAGGAGGACCCCAAGCUGAUGGCACAGCUGCAGAUCACUCUUGCUGACCUGGAUGCUGAACUUGCAGAAAUGAACCAGAGCAGUGAGUCUCCCUCUGAGGCAGAUGACGUGAUCCCUGUGUCUGUUGUCGACCUGGUACCCGUGACGACCAUCGACGAGGUGUCGGACAUUCAUCUGUCCCCCGGUUGUGACCGUGAAUCAGUGAGCGGUGACGCCCAGUGGACCUCAAUCACCAAGAACAAGAACAAGAACAACAGUGCCACCUUGUGUCCUGAGCCUGCAGUGCAGCCACGUGUGUCAGCAGAGCAGAGAGGCACCAGGACUACGCAGGAGGUCAAGCAGUCGGCCUCAAAAGAGAAGACGUCGAAACCUGAAGCUACUCUCCGUGUGAACGAAAUACGGGGUUCCGCAUCUGGAACCAAGCCAGCCGCAGUGGUGCCUCCUUCUGCCAAGAACACCUCAGUGGUGGUUCCUCCAAAUCCUCAGCCUUCUGAUGGUGGCCGGAGUAGAGCGCCCCCUAAGGCGCAGGAGGUCCUGGCGCCAAGGAGGGAGGGCACCAAAAUCACCCAGAUGCCCGCGUCCCGUUUCGGCACCAAGACCUUCACCAUCGUCCCAACCAAAGCGUCCAUGCCCAGCGCACCGCAGACCCAGGCCACGCAUACCAUUGGCGCCAUUAAGAUCGACGAGCAGGGCAACAUGGUGAAGGGGGGCGGUGCGCGGCACCUCGCCGGCCCGCCUGCGGAACGAGAGGAGGAGGAGGCGGUUGCCGGGCCGCUGCAGGCGAAAGCCAAAUUUUUCUGGACGUCCACAGACAAGCCGGAAACUCCGACUACCACAAAAACAACAACAGCAACAGCCACGGCAGCACCUCAGAAAGCCAGAGAACCUGAAGCGCCCCCUAAACUUGCCCCCGCUGGGGCCGAUAUCAAACCUGCUCAUAAUACUCAACCAGAGACGGAUAGCAGUAGUUCUGUCUCCGUCAGAGACCAUUCCUCCACAGCAAAGGAUGGCAGCCACUACAGUCAGUCACUCCAGGUGUCAGAGCCUGCGGGUACAGCCCAGAGAGCCACGCUGAACCCCCAGGACCCGAGAGACCUGUCCUUCCUGAAGCAACAGAAGAGGACGUCCAGUCAGUACAUGGCCACCGCCCUCACUACUAAGUACACCGUGAGGCCUGCUGUAAGAGCAGACGCCAUUCAGGAGAAACCUCCUGCUCCUGCUCAGAAACCUUCUGUAGAAAUCAGAUCUGCCACCACUACCACCAUAACCAGCUCUACAAACAAGGGUUAUAAUACCUCCACCCAGAAGGCUGUACCAAAGGAGAAUGGUUCUGUUUCAAGCUGGACCGCUCUGCAAAGCCCCCUAGCCUACAAGAGUCAUACCUUCACCAAGCAGACUACAGUUGAGCCACCACGCCCUCUACAGGGAGGAACAGGGACUACGUCUCGGGUUGACUCAGGGGUGGUCAACAGCAAGACGAAGCUAACAACCCAGGUGCCUACUAAUAGAUCUAACAGUACUCACAACCCAUCCUCCGCCCAACCAGAUAAGAACGGCGAGCCUUGGGCCUCCCCUGGAGUUCUGCCGGAGCCCAACCAGGUGAACAUAUUUGGGCCGGUGAAGAAGUUCAAGCCGGUGAUCCAGAAGUGUGUGGAAAAGGACACAUCUCUGCACACCUCACUGAUGGUGGCCAUCCAAUCAGGAGACAGCAAGGAACGCCUCAGGAAGGCUGGGAGUGGCCUGAGGAAGCCCACCCUGGUGGAGGACGUGAACUCCCACUCUGCCCUCCUCUCCGCCAUCAGGGCCAACAGCUCCAGCAGACUGAAUAAGACGAGGUCGGAGGCAGCCAGGGAGCUGGACCGCUUCAGAGUCAAAGAGUCAGAAAGUGGCUUUCAGAAGCAGACCUCAGCUCCCCCCCACACAUCACCUCCAUCAGCACCUCCUCCUGUUGCUGCCGCCCUCCCCCCUCCCCCCCCUCCGCCCGCCAUGGCCCCCCGCCCCCCUCGGGCUGUGCUGGUGUCGGCGGGGAAUCCAGAAGAGAGCCGUGAUGCUCUACUGGAGGCCAUCCGCUCUGGUGCCGGGGCCCAAGGCCUGAAGAAGGUGCCGGUGGCCACCAAAACUGUACAGGUGAACGGGAGACUGGGGACCAUUCAGGCAUCCUGCUCUCUCUCCCAGGGGGUGUAGACUGGGAGCCAUGGACACCUGGAGACUCUGCAGGCAGGAGACAGAGAGGAGACGAGACUCAGAGCCAACGGAGAGCUGCUGGUGUCCCCGAUGUCCGUCCGCGUUUUGUUUUAUUUGUCCUUAUCUGUUCAGAGAUUCGCUGCUGCUAUAGUGUGCCAAGAAUCAACGCAAUAUCAUAAUUAUUCCUAUUCAUAGUCUUAUUAUUAUUCUCAUCUGCCAGGCAAAGAUACUGAAUGUUGUGUAUGAGAUUCUUGAUAUUUGUCCACAUCCGCAAUGCUAUGAUAAAUGAUAAAUGAGGUUUUUAUGUUGUUGAACGUACACCAGCAUGAUGUAACCACCACCACACCCUACCCCCCACCUCCCUCAAAGUAGAGGACAGGCAGUCAGAUAGAAGACGUCUGUGCUACCUCUGUUAUCGUCACCGAUGUGAUUUACCAGCAUGCUUAAAAUGCUGGAUGGCAUCAGACACCCUAGCACACACCCAGAAGGGUCUGACAGCUUUCAUAAAGGACACAUUCGUUCCAGACAUUCCAAGGCUUGGGAUACACCAUUUGGGCAAUACAGCUGAGCAACCUCUCAGACAAACAGUGUCUGAAUACGCCUUACAUAACUAAGCAUUACUGGCCGUAGCCAGAAAUCCAGUGUUGGUUGGAAUGUCUCAGAGAUAUCCAGCGGUAUUUCCCUAAAAGAUGCCCAGUGUAUCCACACCAUUAGCAUGGAUGCCUGUAACCACUAAUCCAGAAAGCACUUAGCCCUUAGCCCUUAGCCCUUAGCCGCAUGCCUGUUCAAGCUGCUAUUGGUGAGAUAGCGGAACAUGAGGAAUCAAACCUGACCUUUGACCUUUGGCAAACUUGCCUAGUGUAAUAUAACCUAAUUUAUAUUUUCAUUUGUAUUUGUAUUGUUGCGAAUGAGAGCAUGAGAUGCUGGGCAGGAAGGAGAUACCUCACAGAUGUCUCUCGUGUAAGGUGAGGGUAGCGUACCCAGGUAUAAGCUAACUACUGUGGAUGCUAAGACUGUGGUUAACUUUAACACAUACACACACACACACUUCUCACAGUGCCUACACUAGAGAGAAAAACACUUGGCUGAUCUGAGAUUGCCAUAGAAACUAAAACAAGAGCUAUUUCACUACAGGUUAUCUGAUUUUACACGCCAUGUCACUGUAUCGCCAGUUCUUUGGACCAAUGAGAGAUCUGUGGGAUCAGCUUAGGUCCCAAAGCUUUAGAUGGAGAGGGAUAAAAA
Clupea harengus (Atlantic herring) is the source of this 5884-nucleotide messenger RNA. It is a transcript of the gene cobl, whose product is annotated as cordon-bleu WH2 repeat protein. Gene Ontology annotation, cellular component: plasma membrane; perinuclear region of cytoplasm; actin filament. NCBI's taxonomy places the organism in Eukaryota, Metazoa, Chordata, Actinopteri, Clupeiformes, Clupeidae. Gene Ontology annotation, biological process: actin filament network formation; actin filament polymerization. Gene Ontology annotation, molecular function: actin monomer binding. The record is from RefSeq and is a predicted model, not a curated record.